ACUUCUAGGGGGCGUGACCAUGGAAACGGUCACAGUAAAGGCUUAAUUGUGUUGUAAGCCGCCCCGAGGCUUCAGCAAGGGGCGGCAUAGAAAUGUUCUAAUAAUAAUAAUAAUAAUAAUAAUAAUAAUAAUAAUAAUAAUAAUAAUAAUAAAGGCCGGUGUAUCAAAGGGAACGAUGACGUCACGGCGCACAGGACAAAUGUGGCAUCAGUGAAUGAGCGAGCGUGAACGGUCCAUUAAUCCAGGCACCUCUGUCUGUCUGCUCAGGUCCAGUAACCAGCGUGCUGAUAUCGGAGCUCUUCCUGCAGACCUGUCGGUCCACCGCCUUCGUGAUCGCGGGCUGUACGCACUGGCUUUGCAAGUUCCUCAUCGCGCUCACGUACCUUCACAUACAGGAGACGCCCAGCCCGGCCCGAGCGACAUGGGGAGCCACAACCGGCAGACAAAGAGCGGAGUGGAGUUAGCGGCCCAACACGGCCAGCUGGAGAAGCCAUCUUCAGUGUCCUGCCCAGAAAACAUAGGAAGCAGCCUCAAAGACGCAGAGACACAGAAGGCCAGACGGAAAAGAUUGUCGUCUGCUACCUACACACAAAGCUUCAGAAGCAGCAUCAGAAGCAUAGACGCAACAGUGAUAAUGAAGGAGAAGUCUGGGAGAAGGGCGCUGACAAGGCCUCUGGUCAUGGUGACGCUGGUCACGUCCUUUGGGUCCUCGCUCCAAUACGGCUAUAACCUUUGGGUGGUGAACCAUCCAGCAGCGCUCAUCCAAGACUUUUACAAUAACACCUACCACCAAAGGAAGAAGGUCUACAUCGAAGCCACCUUCCUCAGCUUCCUGUACAGUAUGACCGUGGCCAUUUUCUCGCUCGGCGGCCUCAUUGGGUCCCUUUUGUCUGGUCCCAUGGUGGAUAAGUGCGGCAGGAAGGGAACCCUCUUCCUCAACAACCUUCUGGCCAUAAUCUCUUCCAUCCUCAUGGGUUUCUCCACCCUGGUGCACGCCUAUGAAUACACCAUCUUUUCACGCUUGAUCACGGGCGUGUGCUCAGGCAUCUUCUCCUGCGCUGUCCCACUGUAUCUUGCAGAGGUGGCCCCCAGAAACCUCAGGGGGACCAUGGUGUCAGUGUCUGCCCUCUUCAUCGUCAUUGGCGUCCUGAUCUCUCAGGUCCUCGGCUAUGAGGAGCUGCUGGGUACCAAAAAGUAUUGGCCGAUACUGCUGAGUCUUCCCGGCUUCCUGGCAGUGCUGCAGGUCAUUGUGCUGCCUUCGUGCCCGGAGAGUCCCCGGUACCUUAUGAUCCAGGAGCGGGAUGAGGAAAAGGCCAGGCAAACCUUGAAGAAGCUGAGGGGCCAAGAAGAUGUCGAACAAGAGAUAGACGAGCUCUACCUGGAGCACAUCUCCGAGAAGGCGGAGAAGGAGAUGGGCGGGCUGAAGCUGCUGUUCUACCGAGGCCUUCGCUGGCAAGUCAUCUCCGUUGUCGUCCUGAUGAGCGGCCAUCAGCUCACAGGUGUCAGUGCGGUUUACUAUUAUGCAGACAACAUCUAUGCGUCCAUGUUUUUAAGCAAGAAAGAAAUCCGGUAUAUUGUCCUCUUCUCUGUCAUUUCCCUCGUUAUCACCCUGAUGGUCGUGGUGUAUAUCAUCGACACCGUGGGACGGAGGGCCCUGAUCCUCAUUGGCUUCGGGGUCUGCAGCAUCAUCUGUGUCCUGCUCACCAUGGCACUCGAAAUGCAGACGACCAUCUCAUGGAUGUCCUACGCCAGCUCCUCCCUCGUCUUCCUCUUCCUCAUCGCACACGUUUUGGGACCAGGUCCCGUACCCAUCCUCCUCACGACAGAACUGUUCCUUCAGUCCACCCGGUCCACCAGCGUCGCCCUCGGAGGGUUUGUGCACUGGCUGGUCAACUUCCUCAUGGGCAUCAUAUUUCUUCAUAUAGAAACGCUGAUUGGGUCCUACAGCUUCCUUCUCUUCUGGCCACUCUCUGUUGCCACCUUUAUUUAUAUCUUCAAGUACAUCCCAGAAACCAAGGGCAGGACCUUUCUGGAGAUAAAGAGACUCAUGUCUGCCCAGUUGGCCAGGAGGAUUCAAGUUCAGGGGCACCCCGCCAAAGAAAAUUUGAAGAAACGGUCAGCUCACCAUAGCAAUAGGAGAAAAAAGAGAAGAUCAACCAUAGGCUAAAGUGAUCCUCCAACUCUCUUGACCCACAGGUGAUCACUGAUUCCCUGUUGGUCCCCCACCCACGUCUUUGUUAUAGCUUUUCUACUCUCUUUGCACAAAAUUUUAUAUUUAAAUUAUAAAACGCAUACACAAUUACACCUUUUAAUCUUUCAAAAGA
Varanus komodoensis (Komodo dragon) is the source of this 2324-nucleotide messenger RNA. RefSeq names its product solute carrier family 2, facilitated glucose transporter member 5-like. NCBI's taxonomy places the organism in Eukaryota, Metazoa, Chordata, Lepidosauria, Squamata, Varanidae. The coding region runs from base 215 to 2167 and encodes 650 amino acids. Gene Ontology annotation, cellular component: membrane. The transcript is spliced from 15 exons. Gene Ontology annotation, biological process: monosaccharide transmembrane transport. Gene Ontology annotation, molecular function: hexose transmembrane transporter activity. The record is from RefSeq and is a predicted model, not a curated record.